AUGGCGGAUAUCCCCAACACAGUCGCACAACCCAGCAUCGCUGCACUUCCACCCCCAACAAUCCGACAACUGGGCUCCGGCCAAGUCCUCAUCGAUCACAGCUCCGUGGUAAAAGAGCUCAUCGACAACGCUCUCGAUGCCCGUGCAAAAAGCAUCUUCAUCGAUAUUUCCGCCAACACGCUUGAUUCCAUCCAAGUCAAAGAUGACGGUCACGGCAUCCCAAGUGACGACCAAUCUCUCGUCUGCCGCCGUUACUGCACCAGCAAAAUAAGAGAUUUGAACGAUUUGAGAGAACUAGGAGGGAAAUGGCUGGGCUUCCGUGGCGAGGCGCUGGCAAGUAUGGCGGAGAUGAGCAGCGCGUUUAGUGUGACGACGAGAGUGGAGGGUGACCCUGUUGCUGUCAAAUUGAAGUAUAGUCGGGAUGGGGAGCUUGAAUCUGUUGCGCAUGAUUCACAUCCUGUUGGCACGACUGUCAAAGUAAUGGGGUUCUUGGAGCAUAUACCUGUUCGGAAGCAGAUGGCGAUUAAGGAUGCGGCAAAGUGUUUGGGGAAGAUUCGACGAGUGAUGCAGGCGUAUGCGCUUGCAAGGCCAAGUGCUCGGUUUAGGCUUCGCGUGCUUAAGGCUAAGAAUCGUAAUGGCGACUUUAGUUAUGCGCCAAAAGCGCAUGCUACGGUCGGCGAUGCUGUGCUGAAGAUUUUCGGUAGAGACUGCGCUGCUCAGUGCAGUUUCACUACUGUGGAAGCUGAUGGCUUUGAGAUUCGCGCUUUUCUACCCAAGCCAACUGCAGUUGGGUCGAAGAUUUCAGGUCAUUGCAGCUUUGUCGCGGUCGAUGCACGGCCGGUGUCGAGUAACCGUGGCACUAUCAAGCAGAUGGUUCAUGCUUGCAAACAGCGACUUGGGAAGGCGAAUCCCUCUCUUGCAGGUCCGACCAAAGACGACGUCAUGUUUGAGGACAGUAACAUUGUUUUGAGGGUCUGGGAAGAGUUGCUGGAUUCCUUGUAUACUGAAGCAGUCGUUAAUCUCGAUGAGCCAGACGACGUGGUCGAUCAAAAUCCGAACGAAGCUAUAUUUGAAUCGCACAACACAAGUGAUCAGAACGAGGCGUCAGUCCCUGCGCCGCAACCAAGGUGGAGACACAGCAUGUACGGCAUUGAUGAAGAGGAUCUGGAGUUUUUACAGGACGACCGUACUCCGAUCAUUGACGAAGAAGAAGGACGCCACGCCGCAGAAGUAUCCAAUCCUUGGACUAUUACUCGAAUGAACGCUGCGAUCAAACCCAGGGCGCCCGCUAACAAUGUCCAACUUUUGAGUCCAGUGAAAAGUACUGGAAAUGUUGAUUCAAGUUCUAGUCCCUCGAGAGUACCUGCAACGCCUAACCGAGUGGUUUCAGCAGAACCUUUGACGCCUCAGACAUCUUCGAAGGCGAAUACGGUGCAAUCACUGCUUGAUGAUGAGCUUGAGCGUAGCAUACAACGCCUACCUCCGCCAUCAUUGGUAGCAGAAAGUAUUAGUGACUGGGUUUUGGAUCGCCUGGGAGGCCAAGCGAUCGAUGGUACAGGUACACAUGUUGCAGGAGGAGAAGUACCAAGUUCUGUCCUACGGUCUGAGACUCAGGCACCGGAACCCCGGACAUCGCAAUUGAGUCAAUACCGCAAUAUAGCCACUGGUACAGUUUCUCCAGGCGAAGGUCCUCUCAACCAAAAUCAACCCGCAGUGCGGAGGACUACUCGUCAAAAGAAAACCAAGGACGCUACGACAGCAUAUCGUCCGCCAGGCAAUUCACAAAAGCGCUUAGCGGGAGUGUCAGAGAUGGCUGGGGGGCGGAUUGUGGAGUGGGUGGGUAGGAUAGAUGGGAAACUGUGUGGUAUGUAUGAGAGAGCGAGGGGUGCGGAUGAGAUAAGGGUGGUUAUGGAAGAAGGGAUGAGGAAGGCGUUGGAAGGGAUUGAAUGGGAGGACGAAGAAGAACAGGGGGACGAAGAGAUGUUAAUGGAUACGUAA
Molecule: messenger RNA, 1998 nt
Organism: Bipolaris victoriae FI3
Lineage: Eukaryota; Fungi; Ascomycota; Dothideomycetes; Pleosporales; Pleosporaceae
Exons: 4
Coding region: 1-1998 (665 amino acids)
Biological process (GO): mismatch repair
Cellular component (GO): MutLalpha complex
Molecular function (GO): ATP hydrolysis activity; ATP-dependent DNA damage sensor activity; ATP binding
Source: RefSeq, a predicted model, not a curated record